CUGCUAGCACCUGAAGUAUCCGAACGCGACGGGUCAACGACCGCAGAACUGUCACCGGUCACCGGCGCCUUGUGUUGUUGGUUGUGUUGUGGUGGACGUAAAUCUUGUUUAUUUAAUAUAAUUAAUAGUUAACUGUAGAAUAUAAAGCUGGAAGAUUGUCAUACAAGUGUUCUGCAUAAGUUCGUAAAUGUAUUUAGGGUCAAAAUGGCUCAGUUAAAGGAAUUAAAGGCCAAUCGCGGAUAUGUAAAAGGCGCGAUUAGUAGGUUAGAAACAUUUUGUACCUCAAACGAAUUCGCUGCAGCAACACUUGAAGUGCUUGCUCAAAAAAGAGAAAGGUUGCUCAAAGCAUUUAGUGAUUACGAAGUAUACAAUAGAGCAAUCCUUGCUAUUGAGCCUGAGGAUGGUGAGUCGUAUGAAUUAUACGAAUCUAAAUGCGAUUUAUGUAUCGCCAUGUUAAAUACGCGCCUACAUCCUGCAGGUCCACCUGCGGCACAAGCUACUGCAUCGACAUCUUCCGGACUAGAAGCAGAAAAAAGAGCAAUUGCGUUGGAAGCCACAAUGACGGAGGAGCCUAAAAAGCCGGUGAAAUCUGUUGUGAGUGCAGCGGCGGCCACUGGAGUCUCAUGCGUUCCAGUAUGUGUGCCGGCAGCUGACACCUGUGGGUCCAUAUUUGGUGAAGACGAGGUUCGGUCAUAUAGUAGGCGGGGCGCUGCCCUUCCCUGCUGGCAAGAAGUCUAUAAGUAACUAUUGUGUUACAUCUAAAGGUAAUCCCGUUAAUUUUAAUGUAGCUAGGGAUGAUUUGCAACCACCUUUCCCAUAUGUUAAACAAAGUGAGGUUUGUUUGCUGUCAAACGAUUGUCAACCUUCUGAAGACAUUGUUGAUAUUAUGUCCAAAUUUUGGGAUUGUGAAAAAG
Cydia fagiglandana is the source of this 914-nucleotide messenger RNA. RefSeq lists its product as uncharacterized. NCBI's taxonomy places the organism in Eukaryota, Metazoa, Arthropoda, Insecta, Lepidoptera, Tortricidae. The transcript has 3 exons. Bases 205 to 744 code for a protein of 179 amino acids. The record is from RefSeq and is a predicted model, not a curated record.